This is a messenger RNA of Paecilomyces variotii, 720 nucleotides long. RefSeq names its product putative proteasome regulatory particle subunit. The record is from RefSeq and is a predicted model, not a curated record. Gene Ontology annotation, cellular component: nucleus; cytoplasm. Gene Ontology annotation, molecular function: protein binding. The transcript has 6 exons. The coding region runs from base 1 to 720 and encodes 239 amino acids. NCBI's taxonomy places the organism in Eukaryota, Fungi, Ascomycota, Eurotiomycetes, Eurotiales, Thermoascaceae.
AUGGAUCCAGAUCACGCCGCUAAAUUCGCUAUACACGAGGCUUCUCGUGAAGGAAAGACCACCGUUGUUGAGUCACUUCUCAAUGCAAAUCCUAAGCUUGCUUCCUUAAAAGACGACGAUGAACGACUCCCGAUACACUGGGCCGUGGCCUAUAACCGCUUACCCAUCGUAGAGCUCCUUGUAGCUCAGAAGAACUUUGACCCUGAUGUGACGGAUGGUUCGGGAUGGACACCUCUUAUGAUCGCAGCUAGUCUGAAAGAUGCCGAAGGCGACCCGAUCAUUGAGUUGCUACUGCGCAAAGAAGCAGAUGUGAAUAUGAAAAGUAUCAAUGGACAGAACGCUCUUCACCUCGCUACAUCGAAAUCAAAUCUUAGUACUGUGAAGACGCUCAUAGCCCACAAAUGCAGCGCAAGGGUAAAGGACAAGCGCGGGCAGCUACCACUACACAGAGCUGCCGCUGUUGGAUCAAUUCCCAUACUCAAGAUACUCCUGGAGGAGGGUAAGAGCCCGGUAAAUGCAACGGAUGUGGACGGUUUGACAGCUCUACACCAUUCAAUCGCAGAAGGACAUGGUGAUGCGGCAAUCCUACUGCUUAAGGCCGGCGCAGAGCCCGAUAAGAGAGACUCAAGUGGUGCUUUAGCCAUUGACCUGGCCCCUGACACGAAGGUACGCAAGUAUAUUUUGCAGACUGCCGAGAGGGAAGGUAUAGACCUUCCAUAG